AUGGAGUCCCCUGUCGUCGUUGGCGGGCCGCGGGCGGGGACGUUGCGCUACGGCAGCCAACUGCCUGCGUGUGCCACCGGGGGCAGGGGGUCGGACGGCGUUUCGUCGGUCGUGGUGUGCCCGCAAGGGGCCCUUCGGAGUGCUUCUCCAGUGUGUUCGUAUGGCGCGGUUGUUUCUGCGUCCCCAGGUCGCCAAGUGGUUAGACGGCGCGUGGCUGCGACGAUUUCUGCGCACGCGCAAGUCGAUAGCUCGUCCAGAGUCGCCUAUCGCUCGCCGGAUCGGUAUGCGGUCUCCGCAGGUGUCAACGGCCUACUACACCACGGGCAGGUUCUUUCCACCGCCUGGAGCCCGUCCGGAGAGGCUGCCGUUAGCGUGCCCGUCAUUCCUCUCCGUGUGGCUUCUGUGCAUGCGCAUGAGACCAGGAAGGCGCAGGCGGUGCCGGGUUCCGGGGAACUGGCUUCCCCAGGCGGCGGGGGGUUCCUUCCUUCCUUGAAAGCUUUCUUCGGAUUCGGAUCUAAGGCGACAGAGGCCGCUUCGCUCGCGGAGAGCCAGGCGCCCGCAGAGGUGUCCAGCGGAAUGGCCUCGCAAGUCCUGCGCGUGGGGGGCACUUACCAGAUCAUCGCCGCGCCGAGAACAACCCACCAGUUUGUGGUCGUUCGUCGCGCUUCUCAGAAACCCGCGCAACACGCCAAUGUCCUGCCUGCGAGCCAGCGUCCGCUGCUCAUAUCCGGUCAGACAGGCAGAAGCGUCGAGAGAGAGGGACUCCCUGCAUCUGCGCACAGGGCGGCGACCCCCGAGGCGCCGCGCUGGGUGGACGCCAGCGGACGGGUCUGGAUGGGUGCGAACCCCCGACGUGAGACUCCGCGACAGCCCGUUCGAGUGCACGGAACCCCCGCCAAGAAUGCGCAGAUCUUCCACCGGAGGGUCGCGAGCUCUUCCCGCGGAAACGCAACUGCUUUUGUGCCUGUUGCGGCGCUCCCUUCGCUGGUGCCUUCGGGGGGCGUGUCCACGCCUGGAACUCCUCGGGAUGGGGCUCGGGCAAGAGGCGUUGUCUCGGGCGUCAGGAGCCCUACGGCGAGCCCGUCGCCAGCCCCCUCCCUUCACGUCCAGCGCGCGAAGAAGGACGGUGUCGCCGCGGUCAGGAGACAGGCGACGAGCGCCGGAGUGGGGCCGCAACACGGGGCGGGCUACCACGCGCCGCGGCAAAACGCGCGGGCCGACGCAGCGCCCAGCGCAGGGACAACUGCCAAGGCUUCGAAGGCGGAGGGGCUCCCCGAGUCAGCGGAGGAGACAGGCAGCCGUCCGCCCAGCGGCGCCGAGGACAAAGUGCUGAUGGAGUUUGGGCAGGCUCACCCUGACGGUGUGUUGAAGGGAUGCAAAAAGAUCGUGGAGACCACCGACGAGGGACAGGCUGUCGAGGAGCGACUCGUGCAGAAACUCAUGAUCCACGACAACCCAGAUGUGUUUGUGAUGCCCAACCUCGUCUCGCCCAACGCGUGCGAGAGGCUCAUCGCCUACUGCGAGGGCCGCUGGGAACCCAGCAAAACGAGUCGGGGCAAGGCGGACGCGGUGCCGGACGCCUACUCAACAAGCACGAGCUUGACGCGGACGAGCAUGUCCGUGCGGCUUCGCCCCGCGGAGACACCCGAGGUGCAGCGUCUCGAAAGCAUCGUGGCAGCCUUCGCGGAGAUGCCGGUCAGCCACCUCGAGCCGCUUGUCGUCGUCAAGUACGAGGAGGGCGAGUUCUUCAGCGAGCACCACGACGGCCAAUUCCGACCAGUGACGAUGUUGCUAUAUCUCAAUGACGUCGCUGAGGGAGGCGAGACGGAGUUUUCCAACAUGGGCCUGAAGAUCACCCCGACGCAGGGGUGCGGCCUGAUGUGGCGGAAUGUCUGCGGGCCGAACAACCAGAUCGACCCGCGCGUCCUCCACGCAGCCCUGCCCCCGCUGAAGGGCCAGAAGUACGUGGUGAAUUGCUUCUUCAACCAACGCCCCUUGAGAAACAGCAUGCUGCCGAACCGAGCCGCGGCCGCAGGGGUCGGCGGCGCCCCGCUGGCGAACCGGUAUGCGACGGCGACGGCGGCGACGCAGAGUCAGCCCACGUCGCCUCGCGCAGUGGGAGGGGCGGCGGCGUACAGGCCAACGCCUCCGCAGUUGCCCUCCUCGGUGGGCGGGUCUCGUACGCACGACGCUGUUGCGGAGCGAGGCGUCGCCGCCAGUCGUCCGCGAGCGGCCUCUCCUGGGCUGCCCUCCAGCGCCGCCAGGGCCAGCUUCCCAGUCUCCGCCAUCUCGCAGGCAGCUGGCCUGCCGAGUGGCGGAUGCCAGGGCGUAUUCCUUCAGGGACGGGGCGCGCUGCCAGCGCCUGGGGCCGCAGUCCAGAGGGCGCCGGGCCGGGCGGCGACGUCGGUGCCCUUCCAGGGCUACGCGGGCCGACAGGGGGGAGCCAUGGGGCAGACGGCCGCGCCGGCGCCCUUUGGGGCGGCGCCGGUGGCCGCUGCUGCCGCGCACACGCCUUUCCUGAACAUGGCGGGGCUCUCCUUGCCUGCCGCGGGAUUCGCGCAGACGGGCGGGAAUCCAGGGGCGAACUUUUUCUCGAGUGCGCCGGCCUUCAUGAUGGUUUUCGGCCCCGACGGGGUCCCGCAACUCAAGCCCCUGACCCAGGAUCAGGUAGAUGAUGGCGUGGGCAAGCACUUGAUCAUGGAGGCGAUGCGAAAUAUGGCGCCUCCCGGUCAGCCGCGGGGACAGAGAAGAAGCACUUAA
This is a messenger RNA of Besnoitia besnoiti, 2760 nucleotides long. RefSeq names its product oxidoreductase, 2OG-Fe(II) oxygenase family protein. The record is from RefSeq and is a predicted model, not a curated record. Gene Ontology annotation, molecular function: procollagen-proline 4-dioxygenase activity; L-ascorbic acid binding; iron ion binding. Lineage: Eukaryota; Apicomplexa; Conoidasida; Eucoccidiorida; Sarcocystidae. The coding region runs from base 1 to 2760 and encodes 919 amino acids. The transcript is spliced from 3 exons. Gene Ontology annotation, cellular component: endoplasmic reticulum. Gene Ontology annotation, biological process: peptidyl-proline hydroxylation to 4-hydroxy-L-proline.